This is a messenger RNA of Zea mays, 1167 nucleotides long. RefSeq lists its product as uncharacterized. NCBI's taxonomy places the organism in Eukaryota, Viridiplantae, Streptophyta, Magnoliopsida, Poales, Poaceae. Bases 237 to 956 code for a protein of 239 amino acids. The transcript is spliced from 6 exons. The record is from RefSeq and is marked validated. Gene Ontology annotation, biological process: lipid metabolic process.
ACCGUCAAUCCGCUACGCCACAGCAACGACCAACCGGAGCCGCCGCCGCCGCCGCCGACGGGGACGGGGACAGGGAAACCACCACCACCACCACCGGCCAUAUUAACAGCUGCGCGUGCACGGUGGAGUUCUACUUCCGCCCGCGAUUCGACUCGACUCGACUGCUCGUUCCGUCUCGACCUUCAGGCGGGUAAGCAGGUUGACCGUCCGCGAAUUCACCGUAUCCCGGGAUACGUAUGGGUUCCAAAGCGUCCUUCCGCGUCACGCUCCUCUUGCUGCUCCUCGCCGCCGCCUGGGGACCUGCUGCACAGGCCGACGACGCUGCUGAGCUCCCGGAUCAUAUUGCUAUUACCUUGAAGGAGCAGGUUUCUUCGACCAAGAUUCCUGUCCGUCUCAAGAGUGGCAGCCCGCUGUGCUCAGCCUGUGAAAACUUCACGGGCAAAGCUGUCAGUUAUAUCAGUGAGAAACAGACGCAAGAUAAGGUCAUGGGAUUCCUUCAUGACGCUUGCUCUCAGUCAUUCUCGUUUGAACAGAAGUGUGAUGAAUUGAUGGACUCUUACGCAACCCUCCUGUUUGCCAAGAUCACGGAGAUCAAACCAGAAGCGUUCUGCAAACAGUAUGGCCUGUGCAGGGGCACGGCUCUUUUCUCUGGUGUGACAAGUGACAGCACAUGUGUGUUCUGCCACCACCUGCUUGAUGAAGUUAUGUCCAAACUGAAAGAUCCGGACGCGGAGUUUGAGAUAAUUCAGAUUCUUAUCAAGGAGUGCAAUAAGAUUGAAGGCCACGUCCAGCAGUGCAAGCGACUGGUCCUGCAAUACAUUCCCCUCAUCCUGGUGAACGGCGAGAAGUUCCUCGAGAAGAACGAUGUUUGCGCGCUCGUACAGGCUUGUCCAGCCACCCAUAAGAAGACUUUCAGCUCAGUCUUGAAGGGAGCCUUGUUGCUGAGUGACGCUUGAAGGUUGGAGAAGAACACGCAAAGCGUUUAGCAGUGGUUGGAAAUAGUGUGUCCAAGUGCCGUGUUUGUACAUAUAAUUGUCAUAUGAAUGCAUGAAGACGUGUCUUGUGCCCUGCAUUGUUUUCAUCUUGUAUCAUAAUUCAUAAACACGUUGUAUUUAUGGACAUCCACAGGGGGUGAAGGUUAAAAUAUAUUUGUAUCAUAAUUCAUAU